CGUAUAGUUCAAAUCUUGACCCCAUCCUGCCAGAAAACUUUGGUCGAAAACAGAGCCUCAUAAACUUCAUCUCGAAAAGAGGCGAAAGGUGCAGCCAAAUCAUGAAGAUAACUCUUGACCAUUCGGUGAACACCUUGCUGGGUACCAAAGUAGGACCUGGAACGUUGAGACGAGUCAAGCAAUCACCAUCCUCCCAAUUCACGGUCCCACGUACGGAACGAAAGUCGGUUUGGUACAUUACCAAAGUCUUUGGAAGAGUAUUAUCCUCUCCUCUUCAAGGGGUCAGGAAUGAAUGCUUCAGACAUUGUUGAGUCUCUCUAUCUCUGAGUAGACAGAUUUUCAAAUGGCUUAAAAGACUGUUGAGCAUCCAAUUUGGGAGAAGAAGGCCAUCAUGAAAAGCCUUUCCUCCAUUAAUCUCUCCCAAGAUUUCAGUGGACUUGGUGGAAUCUGCCGGGCCAUCCGAACCUUCGUAUACUGUCCUCCGAGUCGCGCCAACCCAUCACCGAUCUCCUUAACUCACUCUUCUCUCAGAGUCUCCCGCUGUUCAACGAGUCUCUUGUCAGUGACGAUGGAGGAAGCGAAGAAGCAAGCGCUUGACGCCGAAAAAGCCGCGUUGCUGGUCAAGGAGCUGAGGAAGAGCUUCAACUCGGGCAGGACGAAGAGCUACGAAUGGCGGGCUGCUCAGCUGCAGAGCAUAAGCAAGAUGAUUGAUGAGAGGGCGAAGGAUAUCAUCCAAGCUCUUCAGCUCGACCUCUCCAAGCCCGAGCUGGAAGCCUUCGUCUCCGAGAUCUCCAUGACAAAAUCAUCGUGUCAGAAGGCCCUCAAGGAUUUGAAGCACUGGAUGGCACCAGAAAAGGUCAAGACUCCGAUAACAACCUACCCAUCAUCGGCAGAGAUAGUAUCGGAACCAUUUGGGGUCGUGUUGAUCAUAUCCACAUGGAACUAUCCUUUCCUGUUAUCUCUUGAUCCAGUUAUUGGCGCCAUAGCAGCUGGUAAUGCCAUCGUCCUGAAGCCGUCGGAGAUCGCUCCUGCAACAUCUUCACUGCUUGCCAGAUUGCUCGGUGAGUAUGUGGAUGGAAGCACAAUAAGAGUAGUUGAGGGAGCAGUUCCUGAAACAUCUGCUCUGUUGGACCAGAAGUGGGAUAAAAUAUUCUAUACAGGUAGCACGAGAGUAGGUUACAUUGUCAUGGCCGCUGCAGCGAAGCACCUUACCCCUAUAGUUCUGGAACUUGGAGGAAAAUGUCCGGCUAUUGUCGAUUCGAACAUUGAUUUAGAGGUUGCUGCAAGAAGAAUGAUCGCAGGGAAGUGGGUUUGUAACAACGGGCAAGCUUGCAUAGCCAUUGAUUACAUUGUGACGACAAAGUCAUUCGCUCCGAAAUUGGUGGAUGCUCUACGACUUGCGCUAGAGGAGUUUUUCGGGAAGAACCCUUUGGAGUCACAAGACAUGUCCCGUAUAGUGAACUUAUAUCACUUCAGACGUUUGGCUAAACUCCUCGACGAGGAUGGAACCUCUGAUAAGAUUGUCCUGGGAGGGCAAAGAGAUGAGAACAACUUAAGAAUGGCUCCAACUAUCUUGCUCGAUGUUCCUGAAGACUCUACGAUAAUGCAAGAGGAAAUAUUCGGGCCUCUGCUGCCCAUUCUCACUGUUGAUGACAUACAAGACAGUUUUCAUAUGAUCAACUCAAAGCCGAAGCCUCUGGCGGCAUAUAUCUUCUCCAAUGAUGAUGGUUUGCAGAAACAAUUUGUCCAGAACAUAUCUGCCGGAGGAAUGCUCAUCAACGACACCGUCCUGCAUCUCACGAUUCCAACUCUGCCCUUUGGCGGGGUCGGGGAAAGCGGAAUGGGCGCGUACCACGGGAAGUUUUCUUUCGAUGCUUUCAGCCAUAAGAAGGGAGUACUGUACAGAGGUUUCAAAGGAGACACUGCUGCAAGGUAUCCGCCGUACACGCCAGAGAAGCAAAGGUUGAUGAAGGCAUUGAUAAGAGGCGACAUCAUCGGCAUCAUCCUUGCUUUACUAGGAUGGUCCAAGGAAUGAAGUGCCGCAUACACUUGCGGCGACGGAUAGCACAGCACAUUAUCAAGAUCCGAAGGGAAGAAAUAGGCCAAGUCGAAAAAUUAAUGUGAAAUGAUUCGGGACAAGUGAUUUUUCGAACCCUGUUUCAGUGUACCCUUAUUGAAUCUAGAUCAUACAUAGCUUCACCUCA
This is a messenger RNA of Rhodamnia argentea, 2204 nucleotides long. Its product is annotated as aldehyde dehydrogenase family 3 member H1-like. Gene Ontology annotation, biological process: aldehyde metabolic process. Gene Ontology annotation, molecular function: aldehyde dehydrogenase (NAD+) activity. The record is from RefSeq and is a predicted model, not a curated record. NCBI's taxonomy places the organism in Eukaryota, Viridiplantae, Streptophyta, Magnoliopsida, Myrtales, Myrtaceae. Bases 392 to 2035 code for a protein of 547 amino acids. Gene Ontology annotation, cellular component: cytoplasm. The transcript is spliced from 12 exons.